AUGGCUGGCUUCAUUUGCCGCGAAAUCACGGCUCAUGGAGAUUAUGCAGAUGGCCUGGCCAGCCCCGUUCAAGGUCUCUUCUACAGCGCAACCCCUAUCUUCACUAUCCCGCUAUACAUAUUUCUGAUCCGCCUGUUCGUCACAGCUCCAACACCUGCCUGGCUUCGUCCACAGCUGUAUAUCAUCAUCCUAACAUGUUUCAAUUCGGCCGUCAUCACAUGCACGGCGCAAGGAGCCGCGACGUACUUUAGCCCAGACCAGAAAGACGGUGCAAUCAAAUCGGGCCUUGCACUUAUCAAAGCCAGCCUCAUUCUUCAGCUGUUUAUGAACGCUGCAUUCAUCUAUAUUCUCUGGGUAUCACGGAACCAGCAACAGACUCGCGAACGCACCAUCGCGACGGUGGUUCUCUUGGCCUUGAUGUGUCUUGUCAUCGUCCGCAAUUUGUUCCGCACCGUCCAGAUUUUCGCAUCCCCUUUGUCUCAGCUGUGGGUGAAGGAAGUCUACUUUUGGAUUUUUGAAGCAUGUAUCAUGCUGGCUUUUACCACAUUGUUUCAUGUUAUGCAUCCCGCGAAGAUCCUGAGAAUAAGCUGCGGUGAGGAUACCAGCGGGAGACGGGAUAGCUAG
This is a messenger RNA of Exophiala aquamarina CBS 119918, 624 nucleotides long. RefSeq lists its product as uncharacterized. The record is from RefSeq and is a predicted model, not a curated record. Gene Ontology annotation, cellular component: membrane. Bases 1 to 624 code for a protein of 207 amino acids. The transcript has 2 exons. Lineage: Eukaryota; Fungi; Ascomycota; Eurotiomycetes; Chaetothyriales; Herpotrichiellaceae.